AUGUAUGAAAAUCAAGGACACUUCCGAUACAUAUUUUUCAGCUUGGGACUUACUUUAUACUGUGCUAUUUUAUCUUUCAAUGUGAUGAUUAUUCUGAUAAUAUGUGUGGAAAAAGCAUUGCAUCAGCCCAUGUAUAUGCUCAUUUCUUGUUUAUCGUUGAACUCUCUCUAUGGCACUGCUGGCUUCUUCCCAAGGUUUCUCACUGAUCUUAUCUCUGAAUUGCAUACAAUCUCUGUAUUAGCUUGUCAGAUUCAGACCUUUGUCAUUUACAGUUAUGUAUCAUGUGAAUUUACAAUGUUAACCUUAAUGUCAUAUGACAGAUAUGUGGCGAUACAAAAACCCUUACUAUAUCACAGCAUCAUGAGACCUAAAGUUCUUUUCAAAAUGAUAAUUGCUGCCUGGUUAUAUCCCAUUUUAUCUAUUGGUCUUGCUGCAUUUUUGAGUGCAGAAUUAACUUUGUGUGAUGACAAGAUCACCAAGUUGUACUGUAGUGGCUGGUCAACUGUUAAAAUUUCUUGUGGAGACAAAACACCUAUUCUUAUUAUAAGUUUCAUUAUAUCAGCAGCCACAAUUUUUUUACCAAUGACAUUCAUUUUCUAUUCAUAUAUUAGAAUUUUGAUUAUUUGUCAAAGACAUUCAUCUGAAUUUAAGACUAAAGCUUUUCAAACUUGUCUGCCUCACAUAGUUACCUUUGCUAUUUACUCAGUUACCAUUACCUGUGAGGUGGUCUUAAACCGAUAUGAGCCUGGUGAACUGCCUUUGUUUGUGACUGUUAUUUUGUCCUUAGAAUUUCUCCUUAUACCUCCAGUUUUAAAUCCUCUGAUUUAUGGGUUAAGUUUUCUUGAGAUUCGCCAAAAGAUUAGUUACUACCUUACAAAAUACCUGAUAUGUAAAUGCAUGCAUCGCGUUGAAAAAUAA
Molecule: messenger RNA, 918 nt
Organism: Chanos chanos (milkfish)
Lineage: Eukaryota; Metazoa; Chordata; Actinopteri; Gonorynchiformes; Chanidae
Product: olfactory receptor 10J4-like
Exons: 1
Coding region: 1-918 (305 amino acids)
Biological process (GO): G protein-coupled receptor signaling pathway; detection of chemical stimulus involved in sensory perception of smell
Cellular component (GO): membrane
Molecular function (GO): olfactory receptor activity; G protein-coupled receptor activity; odorant binding
Source: RefSeq, a predicted model, not a curated record